AUGUCGGUCAGUUUCCAGAAGUUCAUAGCAACAAUUGGUGGUUCCUAUUCCUCAACACUUAACCAUGCUCUUUUAUAUGAGAACCAACUCAACGGAACAAUACCAUCUUGGUUAGGUAGUUUGCCAUCAUUGGAGCAGUUAGACCUCACAAGUAACCAACUCAGCGAUAAUAUCAUUGAGUUCCAAUCUCGUUCUUUGGAAUUCCUUUCUUUAAGUGAUAACAAGCUACAUGGCCUAAUUCCGAGAUCAAUCUUUGAACUUGAGAACCUUAGGAACCUUGGACUAUCAUCCAACCAACUCAGCGGUAAUAUCAUUGACUUCCAAUCUUGUUCUUUGUCACUGCUUGAUCUAUCAUCCAAUAACCUGAGUGGAAAUUUGGAGUUUGAAAAGUUUUCAAAACUCCAAAGUCUCAGGGCGCUUAAUCUUUCCUUUAAUCAUCUAUCCUUGAGCUUCAACCAUUUGAGUAACAACACCUGGCCUCAACUUGAGGCACUAGAUUUGUCGUCUUGUAACAUAAGUGAGUUCCCAUACUUUCUAAGAAGCUCACAAAAUUUGGGUAGCUUAUUCCUUUCCCACAAACGAAUCCAGGCCGACAUUCCCAAAUGGUUGUUGGAUUUGGGGAAAGAUUCAUUGUCGUAUUUAGGUCUUUCUCACAACUCUUUGACUGGCACUGUAGGACAGCUUCGGUGGAAAAACCUCCAGUAUCUUGACCUUCGCAACAAUUCACUUCAAGGAGAGCUUCCAAUUCCACCACUUUCCUCAUAUUACUUUUUCAUAUCAAACAAUCAAUUCAUUGGAGAGAUGCCUCCAACGAUCUGCAACCUAAGUAUGCUUCAAAUCCUUGAUUUGUCUAAUAAUAGAUUGAGUGGCAAGAUUCAUCAAUGCAUAGGGAACUUUAGUCAGAGCCUCUCUGUUUUGGAUCUACGGAAUAAUAAAUUUCAUGGAGCAAUUCCUAGCACAUUUUCUAAGGGAAACCUUUUGAGAAAUCUUAAUCUUAAUGGAAAUCAGUUGGAAGGGUCGUUGCCGCCAACUUUGCUCACAUGUAGAGAGUUGGAAGUUCUAGACCUUGGAAACAACAAAAUUCAAGGCACAUUCUCAAAUUGGCUGGAAUCUCUUCCGAAGUUGCAGGCAAUGAAAGACAAACAACGAAAGUUUUGA
This is a messenger RNA of Prunus armeniaca (apricot), 1158 nucleotides long. The record is from the annotation of a GenBank genome assembly. NCBI's taxonomy places the organism in Eukaryota, Viridiplantae, Streptophyta, Magnoliopsida, Rosales, Rosaceae.